UUCUGUGGAUAUCGGGUAUGAGACACUGCUAUGGUCCUUGGAGCUGCUCUUCCUGGACUUGUGUUUUUAAUGGUGCAGAGGACCCGGGCACAGUAUGGGCCACCACACCAGCCUUCCAUCUGGGCAGUUCCAGGAGCUGUGGUUCCCAAAGGUAGUGAUGUGACUGUCUUCUGCAGGAUCCCUCCAGGAGUGACCAUUGUGCGUCUAGCCCAUCUUGUACCCCAUACUGUGUGGUAUGAUGGUUCCCCACAGGGAGCCCAGGAGCUGUUUGAAUUCAGUCUGAAGAAUGUAAUACAGAGUAAUGCUGGGCAUUACUUCUGUGAAUACUUUAGGGGAAGUGAAUGGUCACGAAGUAAUGACAGUCUGGAGCUGGUGGUGACAGGCAUUUACAAUGAGAAGCCAUUCCUUUCUGCUGAUGCAGGACCUCAGGAAAUCUCAGAAAGAAAUGUGAAUCUCCUCUGUCACACGCAUCCUUCCUUUGACAUCUUCAUCCUCUGCAGAGGUGGAAAUGCCUCCUUUCCUCAGAGCUGCUCACGUCAGGACCACAAUACAUUUCUCAUCUCCCCUGUGAGGCCAGGGCACAGGAAGACCUACAUAUGCUUUGGCUCUCUCAAACACAGUUCCUACUUGUGGUCACUGCCUAGUGAUCCACUUGAGUUUUCAAUCCCAGGUCCACCCAGCCAUAUUGUGGUUUGGGCCUCAGUUGCUGCUGCCUGCUUCCUCCUCUUCCUCCUCUUCAUCUGCCUCUACUGGCUUUGUGCCAAACACAGGGCCACUAAUGGUGAGACCAGGAGGCAGGUGAAAUAUAAGAGGGCCAGCCCAGCCAUGGACAUGGAGGAAAAACAUAAAUAUGGUGACUUGGAGGGCAUUCCGCCUGAGGACUGUAGGAAGGUGGACACACAGGCGUCUGCAGCAGAAGACACACAGGAGGUGACUUACGCCCAUCUAUGCCAAGAGGUCUUGACAGAGAACAUGGAUCCACUUCCCUCCAGUACCAUUCAGGACACAUCUACACAGACCUGUGUGUAUGCCAGCCUCAUGUUAUCCCAACAGGAGAGUCAGAGCUAGGUGUGCAGGUGUUUCUUUAGCAGAGGGUGGCUCCAUGAAUGAUGCUGCUCAUGUUUUUCAACUCAAGCCAUUAGCACAGAGUACCAACGAACUCACGCAUGGAGAAGCUUAAUUGUGAAGGAACUCUGGAGCUUGUAAACAGUGCUCAGCAAACUUCUGAUUCCUUGUGAUUUGCUCACUCACUGGUGUACCUGUUCACUUAGUAAGACAUGGUUUCCAUCAUCUAAUGAAAGAGGCAAGCUGUACAGUCUGGACCCCUGGUGUUUAGUGUCGCAGAACACCUCAACAGUGAGAUCCUUAAUCUUGGCUGUCAAGUUGAUGGGUUUUAGAAUCACCUGGGAGACAUACCUGUAAGUGUGUCUUUUAGAACUGUUCUAGAGA
Messenger RNA from Microtus ochrogaster (prairie vole), 1449 nucleotides. RefSeq names its product leukocyte immunoglobulin-like receptor subfamily B member 2. Bases 31 to 1068 code for a protein of 345 amino acids. Gene Ontology annotation, biological process: immune response-regulating signaling pathway. Gene Ontology annotation, cellular component: plasma membrane. NCBI's taxonomy places the organism in Eukaryota, Metazoa, Chordata, Mammalia, Rodentia, Cricetidae. The record is from RefSeq and is a predicted model, not a curated record. The transcript has 9 exons.